GCUGGUGUGUCCGUGGUAUGCGGGCUGUGUAGGCAUGGGGACUCCUCCGGGCUUGCAGACCGAUUGUGAGGCGCUGCUCAGUCGCUUCCAGGAGACUGACAGCGUUCGCUUCGAGGACUUCACGGAACUUUGGAGGAACAUGAAGUUCGGGACCAUCUUCUGUGGUAAAAUGAGAAAUUUAGAAAAGAACACAUUUACAAAGGAAGCUUUAGCUUUGGCUUGGCGAUAUUUUUUACCUCCAUACACCUUCCAGAUAAGAGUUGGUGCUUUGUAUCUGCUAUAUGGAUUAUAUAAUACCCAGCUAUGUCAGCCAAAACAAAAGAUCAGAGUUGCCCUAAAGGAUUGGGAUGAAGUUUUAAAGUUUCAGCAAGAUUUGAUAAAUGCACAACAUUUUGAUGCAGCUUAUAUUUUUAGGAAGUUACGACUAGACAAAGCAUUUCACUUUACAGCAAUGCCUAAAUUGCUUUCAUAUAGAAUGAAGAAGAAAAUUCAACGAGCUGAAGUUACAGAAGAAUUUAAGGAUCCAGAUGAUCGUGUAAUGAAACUUAUCACUUCUGAUGUAUUAGAGGAAAUGCUGAAUGUUCAUGAUCAUUAUCAGAACAUGAAACAUAUAAUUUCAGCUGAUAAGUCCAAGCCAGAUAAAGCCCUCAGCUUGAUAAAGGAUGAUUUUUUGGAUAAUAUUAAAAACAUAGUUUUGGAGCAUCAGCAGUGGCAUAAAGACAGAAAGGAUCCUUCUUUAAAAUCAAAAAAUAAAGAUGGAGAAGAAAAGAAGGAAGAAAAGUCACAAGAAUCAGCGAGAUGUGAAAGGGCAGAAGCAUUAGCAAGAAUAAAAUCAAAAGCCUUUUCAGUUGUUGUUCAGGCAUCCAAGUCAAGACGGCAUCGUCAAGUCAAACUUGACUCUUCUGACUCUGAUUCUGCAUCUGGUCAAGUACAAACUGAAACAACUAAGAAAAAGAAAACCAGAGGAACACUGAAGUCAGCAGGAAGGAAGAUUUCAUCCAGAAACAAAGGUAAUGUGAAGAAUGUACAUAAGGAAGAAAAGUCUUUAAGUCUGAGUAUGCCUGUAAUUACAGAAGAGGAAGAGGAGACAGAAGAUUUUAGUGAAACAGAGUUCACUGUACCCAAGAGGAAAAGAAAACACUGAAUGAAGAGCCUGAUGUAAAGUUUUACAUUUUGAGCUUUCUGACAGAAGAAAAGGUUUAUAUUUUGUGAAUAGGAGGACUACCAGUAUUGAAAAUAAUUCUUCUGGGAAACAGUAAUUUCUUUGAAAUGGGAAUAUCUUAUCAUAGUUUAAGAGUUGGACUAGGAAUUUACUCUGAAAUUUAAUUUUUAAUGUUCUGUUAUAAAAUCUAUAUAAGUAGAGAUAAAACUUGCAUUUAGAAUAUAAUAGAAAUAAUCCUGUUAUUUGCAGAUUAUUGCCAUUUCCUAUAACUUUUUGUGAUAGCCUACUGUCUCACAAUUCUGAUAUUAACUUAUUUAAAUUUUUUAUUGAAAUAUGAAUAUUUAUUACAUAUAAGUGAAUUUUGUAUCUAUUAUAUGGUAAUAGAUUUGUAUGUGAUGUAUAUUUACUAGUUUUUCUGUUGUAUGGUUAAGUUCAAUAAAAAUUUUGCCUUAUUUGCUUUAUUUUUUAACAACACUUAUGAAGUUCAAUAUCAAAUAUGAAGCUCAAUAGCUUAUGUGAUUUAAUAACUUAAGUUCACAACUCAUUUUCUAAUUCAAUUAAUUUUUUUUUUUGGUUGGGGUGUACUGGGGAUUAUUGAAUCCAGGGGGCUGAACAACUGAGCCACA
This is a messenger RNA of Marmota flaviventris (yellow-bellied marmot), 1788 nucleotides long. It is a transcript of the gene Snapc1, whose product is annotated as small nuclear RNA activating complex polypeptide 1. Gene Ontology annotation, cellular component: snRNA-activating protein complex. The record is from RefSeq and is a predicted model, not a curated record. Gene Ontology annotation, molecular function: sequence-specific DNA binding. Gene Ontology annotation, biological process: snRNA transcription by RNA polymerase II; snRNA transcription by RNA polymerase III. NCBI's taxonomy places the organism in Eukaryota, Metazoa, Chordata, Mammalia, Rodentia, Sciuridae.